AUGGGUUCCGUUGAUACCACAAUUCUUCAAGAUAAUGUCAUUGUGGAUGGUGUUCUGCGAUAUCCCCCAACGGGAAUCAAAGUCCUCGUCGUCGGCGCAGGCUUGGGAGGUUUGUUGACGGCCUUGGAGUGCUGGAGAAAGGGACACACGGUCCAAAUCCUCGAGAAAGGAGGAUGCAUCUCAGAAGCUGGCGAUUUUAUCGGCUUGGGACCCAACGUCUAUGUGACGAUCCGGGAAUACCCAACCAUGUUCCAAGAAUGGAACAAAAUCACCUACGACCCCGAAAUUGGCGUGUGCUUUCAAGACGGCAGCCUCGCAACGUCUAAGUACAGUUGGGAGCACGAGCUCGAGGGAGUCGCCAAGCACGCCGCCUGGCCCCUGAGAGUCAAGCCGGUCGGGUUUCGGCGAGACAUUGCACUUAUGUACCUUUCUCAGUGUGAGAGACUGGGCAUUCCCAUUACAUAUGGCGUCAACAUCAUCAAGUACUCCGAGGAUCCCGAAAGAGGCAUUGCUACUGCGCAUGCUGAUGAUGGCCGACUGUUCACGGGCGAUGUCGUGGUCGCGGCAGAUGGUAUAGGGACUAAGUCCCACGGGAUCACCAUGGGGAAGCCUGUUCGGGCAACUGAUACCGGGUACUGUGCUGAUCGAAUAUGUUAUUCCACGAAGCAUCUGAAGGAUGCCCCGGCAUUGAAAGAAAUGUUGGCUACUUUGAAAAGGCCGCAGUUGCGUCUAUUUACCGGAACUAAGAUACACGCCGUGUUCUUGGUUACCCAGGAUCGCGUCUGCGUUCUGAUAACGCAUAAGGACGACGGCACCGCCUCCGAGUCAUGGGCAGAGAAUGUCACUCCGGAACAGGUAGCAUCAGCACUACCAGACCAAGACAAAUGGGACCCAAAGGUGAUCGAAGCUGUCCGAAAUACACCCUCGGGCGGUAUAGUGCGGUGGAAACUGUGCUGGCGCAACCCUCAACCCAAAUGGACUUCAGACAACGGACAGGUUGUGCAGAUCGGAGAUGCGGCUCAUAGCUUACUUCCCACGUCUGGUAACGGUGCGGCUAUGGCACUAGAAGACGCCACCUCCCUUGCCGAGUGUCUCAGACUGGGUGGAAAAGCUGAUGUAGCUUCAGCGACGAAGGUGCAUGAAUUAUUGAGGUAUCAACGAACUUCCUUAAUCCAGCACAUGGGCUUCGUCAACCGACGUGAGAUUCAUCGGGAUACGUCCGAGGUGGUCAAGGGCGGUAGCCGUCCUCUUCAUUUCGGCAAAUGGAUAUGGACGCACAACCCCGAGAGGUACGCUGCGGAGAAGUUCGAAGCUGCUCGGGCGCAUAUUGACAAAGGGGCGCCCUUUGAAAACACUAAUUUGCCAGCAGGUCAUGUGUUCGAGGAUUGGACCAUGGAAGAGGAAUUGGAGAAAGAGAAAAGUGGUGUCUUCAUGCAAGAUCUGAAGACAAACGGAGAUUGGGGGUUGGUGUAG
Pseudomassariella vexata is the source of this 1473-nucleotide messenger RNA. RefSeq names its product monooxygenase. The record is from RefSeq and is a predicted model, not a curated record. Gene Ontology annotation, molecular function: monooxygenase activity; FAD binding. Gene Ontology annotation, biological process: secondary metabolite biosynthetic process. Lineage: Eukaryota; Fungi; Ascomycota; Sordariomycetes; Amphisphaeriales; Pseudomassariaceae. Bases 1 to 1473 code for a protein of 490 amino acids. The transcript is spliced from 5 exons.